Messenger RNA from Lepus europaeus (European hare), 1613 nucleotides. It is a transcript of the gene TSPAN32, whose product is annotated as tetraspanin 32. NCBI's taxonomy places the organism in Eukaryota, Metazoa, Chordata, Mammalia, Lagomorpha, Leporidae. The record is from RefSeq and is a predicted model, not a curated record. Gene Ontology annotation, cellular component: membrane.
AUGAGCCCUGGCCGCAGAGUCAGAGUCGCCAAGUGCCAAAUGCUGGCCACCUGCUUCCUUGUCGUGCUGCUGGCCUUGUGUGUGGCCACCUUCGUGACUGUCACCUACUUUGGGGCCCACAUGGCCGUCAUCCACCAGGCGUCCCCGGGGAGGAACCCCUACGAGGAAUCGCACCGCUGGGCCUUCUACCUGGGGACCGGCCUGGCGGGAAUCCUGGCCACGGGGGCCGUGCUGAGUGCCGCAGCCACGGUGAGGGAGGCCCAGGGCCUCAUGGCCGUGGGAUUCCUGUGCUUUGCCAUGGCCUUCUGCGCCCUGGUGCAGGUGGUCCUCUGGAGGCUCUACCAUCCGAUCCAGGUGGAGGAGGCCGCGCUGGACACCUUCGACCUGGUGUACGACCGGGCGCUGAGGACCGCGUCUGGCGCCUGGCAGCGGGAGCUGGCGGCCAUCCAGGACACGUUCCUGUGCUGUGGGAAGAGGUCGCCUUUCAGCUUCCUGGGACACACAGGUGCCAACCAGUGUCACGGAGCCGGGGCACCGAGAGAGGACUGCCUAGAGGGCAUCCGGAGCUUCCUGCGGACACAGCACAAGGUGGACCUCGCCCUGCUCAGCACCGCCCUGGCCCUCACGGUGCACGCCCUGCUGCUCUCCUCCUUCUGGUUCGCCAUCCGCACGUGCCGCGGCCUGCACCGCAGAGGCAAAUACACCCUGACGCCGCGGCAGCCCCCGCCGGAGUCGGUGCUACCCCUCCAGAGCGGCCUCUAGGCCAAGGGCCCUGCGGGAGCACUGAGGGUGACCGGCGGGUCCGUCCCUCUCACGACCCCUCCCUGCCUGCCCCUAACCCUGCCAAGGCCUGCUCUCAAAGAUGCCACCCACGACACGGACGUGGAGAGCCGGAAGCUCCGGGGGCCCCAGGCCCGAUCUCGGAGGCCCAGGAGAUGAGGGGCAGGAGGGACCCAGGCCCAGCAGCCAGGAAGCCGCCUCUGCUCCCACGCCAUCGGGCCACCUUCUGACCCCAGGCGUCCCGCCUGGCCCCUCUGCAUUCCACAGCUGGCUCCCAGUGCCUUCUGGAACAUUCCAGAACGGAGUCCGUCCUCUCUAGAACAUUCCACAGCAGCCUCCUAAUUUCCUCUACAACAUGCACGUCCACAGUAGCCUCUCAGUCCCCUCUGGCCAUUCUACAAUCGCCUCAGUGUCCCCCAGACAUUCCACCACAGCCCCGCAGUCCUCUAGAACAUUCCACAGCAGCCUCCCAGUGCCUUCUGGAACGUUCUGCAAGAGCCUCACAGUGUCUCCUAGAACAUUCAAGAUAGCUCCAACCCCUCUAGAACAUUCCGGAACAGCCUCACCGACCCCUGUGCCCCCGAGAGCCCGCGCCUGCCAGCCCUAGGAGCCCAGCCUCUCCCGACGUGCCCAGGGUGGACUCUGCUGUGCCGGCCACCAGCGCCCACAGGGACGCUCGAGACGGCCCUCAGCGGCUCUGGGAUGAUGCGCCCUCUUCCUGCAACCAUUGCCCGGUCACCUGGGUGCUCACAGAGGCAAAGGCAGCCUGGCUGUCGGCCCUCAUGUCCCUGAAGCGUGGGAGAGGGGACUGGAGGCAGGUGGACAGGCCCCCC